CAGCGUCCGCUGGAGCAGCCUCGCUCUGCCCGCCCCCUCUCGAAUGUCUUCGCGGGAUCGCCCUGGAAACGCAUUCUCGUAGGAACCAGCAGCCGCCAAUGGGAAGGAAGCGAGUGCCACGAACCGGCCAAUAAGGAGGGAGCGGUGCGGGGUUUAAACCUAAGGCGGGGCGGCUCCUCCCGGCGUGCUGCGGAGGAACGGCUGUUGAUCUGCUUUAGGGUUCAGGUGUUGGACUGGUCUGGGGCUCCCGCGCUCUGUUUCUCCCCACUGAGCUGCUGCCCGGGGAAGAGAAAACCAUGGCGCUACGGGUCACCAGGAACACGAAAAUCAGUGCUGAAAAUAAGGCGAAGAUCGGUAUGGCAGGCGCAAAGCGCGUGCCUGUGGCCUCUGCUGUAGCCUCCAAACCCGGGCUGAGGCCAAGAACAGCCCUUGGAGAUAUCGGAAACAAAGUCAGUGAACAGCCACAGGCCAAAAUGCCGCUGAAAAAGGAAGCAAAAACUUUAGCCCUUGGGAAAGUGAUGACUAAAAAACUACCAAAACCUCUAGAAAAGGCACCUAUGCCUGUGGUGGAACAGGAACCAGAGCAGGACCCUGAGCCUAAUCUUGAGCUGGAAUCUGAGCCUGUUAAAGAAGAAAAACUGUCUCCUGAGCCUAUUUUGGUUGAUACUCCCUCUCCAAGCCCAAUGGAAACAUCUGGAUGUGCCCCUGCAGAAGAAUAUCUAUGUCAGGCUUUCUCUGAUGUAAUUCUUGCAGUAAAUGAUGUGGAUGCAGAAGAUGGAGCUGAUCCAAACCUUUGUAGUGAAUAUGUGAAAGAUAUCUAUACUUAUCUGAGACAACUUGAGGAAGAGCAAGCGGUUAGGCCAAAAUACCUACUAGGUCGUGAAGUCACUGGAAACAUGAGAGCUAUCCUAAUUGACUGGCUGGUACAGGUUCAGAUGAAAUUCAGGUUGCUUCAGGAGACCAUGUACAUGACUGUUUCCAUUAUUGAUCGGUUCAUGCAGAAUAACUGUGUACCCAAGAAGAUGCUGCAGCUGGUUGGUGUUACUGCCAUGUUUAUAGCAAGCAAAUAUGAAGAAAUGUACCCUCCAGAAAUCGGAGAUUUUGCCUUUGUGACUGACAACACUUACACUAAGCACCAAAUUAGACAGAUGGAAAUGAAGAUUUUAAGAGCUUUAAAUUUUGGCUUGGGUCGCCCUCUGCCUCUGCACUUCCUUCGGAGAGCUUCUAAGAUUGGAGAGGUUGAUGUUGAGCAACAUACUUUGGCCAAAUACUUAAUGGAAUUAACUAUGUUGGACUACGAUAUGGUGCACUUUCCUCCUUCUCAAAUUGCAGCAGGAGCUUUCUGCUUAGCACUGAAAAUUCUCGAUAAUGGUGAAUGGACUCCGACUCUACAGCACUACCUGUCAUACACUGAAGAAUCCCUUCUUCUUGUGAUGCAGCACCUGGCUAAGAAUAUCGUCAUGGUGAAUCGUGGACUUACAAAGCACAUGACUAUUAAGAACAAGUAUGCCACAUCUAAGCAUGCCAAAGUCAGCAAUCUGGCACAGUUGAAUUCUGUAAUAGUUCAAGAUUUAGCCAAAGCUGUAGCAAAGGUGUAACUUGUGAACUUGACUUGGAAUACUAUAUCUGCAAAUAAAAUUGGCACCAUGUGCUAUCUGUA
This is a messenger RNA of Condylura cristata (star-nosed mole), 1660 nucleotides long. It is a transcript of the gene CCNB1, whose product is annotated as cyclin B1. Lineage: Eukaryota; Metazoa; Chordata; Mammalia; Eulipotyphla; Talpidae. Gene Ontology annotation, biological process: regulation of cyclin-dependent protein serine/threonine kinase activity; mitotic metaphase chromosome alignment; mitotic cell cycle phase transition. Gene Ontology annotation, cellular component: cyclin B1-CDK1 complex; cytoplasm; mitochondrial matrix. The record is from RefSeq and is a predicted model, not a curated record. Bases 297 to 1598 code for a protein of 433 amino acids. The transcript is spliced from 9 exons. Gene Ontology annotation, molecular function: cyclin-dependent protein serine/threonine kinase regulator activity.